UAACGCUAUGAGAGAAUAUAAAUAUUCCUACAAAUCAACUAUUUUUUCUCGGCACAGGCAAAAUAAUGGUGGUGUCUAGGCGAUUUGCUCAAGUCUCGAGCGACGAAGAAGACGAUGUCCCUGCGACGAGGGCCAAGGUGCGGAACUCGAGGAGCCCCGAGGAAGCAACAGAGGGGAAGCGGAGGAAGCGUAAGACGGUGAAGCUGUACGAAGAUUUCGAAGACGACGUGGCUCAGGAGGAAGAAGAAGAAGAAGAGGAGAGGCCCGAAGACGCGAAUCCGGUUGGUGAAUCGCUUAAGGUUACGGGUAAAGGCAAAGGGCGAAGAACCCAUUUCGAGCAAUUCGAGUAUGACGGCAACAGAUACAAACUGGAGGAUCCGGUGCUGUUGGUUCCAGAAGACAAAAGUCAAAAGCCAUAUGUUGCCAUUAUCAAGGAUAUUACUCAAACAAAAGAUGGGAGCAUGAUGAUUCUGGGACAGUGGUUUUACCGUCCAGAAGAAGCAGAGAAAAAAGGCGGCGGAAACUGGCAAUCAAGCGACACAAGAGAACUCUUCUACAGUUUCCAUCGUGACGAGGUGCCAGCAGAAUCCGUAAUGCACAGAUGCGUGGUCUACUUUGUCCCAGCCCACAAGCAACUUCCCAAACGCAAAGUGAACCCUGGUUUCAUCGUACGGAAGGUGUACGAUACCGUUGAGAAGAAGCUCUGGAAGCUGACUGAUAAAGACUACGAAGACACGAAACAACAUGAGAUCGACCUCCUUGUCGAAAAAUCGAUGGCGCGGCUGGGUGAUCUUCCUGACCUUGAACCUGAGGAAGUCCAUGCUGAUCUAGAGAAUCUCUUGAAGGCUAAAAGAUCUUUCCGGAAAGCGAACUUAGCUCCUGUUGAUGUCAGAAAGGAGGAAGAUGCCUGUUUAAAGCCUGAGACCCCUGGAAGCACUGCUAUUUCAUCAGAGUAUCAUUCUAUCUUACACAAGUUUGAUUCACUAACUGGUGAUGCUCAUCGUGACAAGUGGUUAGCCAAACUUCUCGAAGCUGUUCAGAACAUAUGCUAUACCGCUGAACCAAAGGUGGCUUCAGAUGGUUCCCAGCUUGAACAGGCUGAUAAUGGAUCUAAUACAAAUCUGUCAAAGGAUGAGAGUUUUCUCUGGCCAGAUGUUGCUGUUCCUCCGGUGUGUGCUCUUGAGCUGGCGUUACAUGCUUCUCUUGCAUCGGAUUAUGUUAAAUAUAAUCAAAAGAUGAGAACAUUGGUUUUCAAUCUCAAGAACACUGCAUUGCUGGCUAGACGAUUGCUCAAUGGCGAGUUAGAACCUGCAAAGAUUUUGAACAUGUCACCCGCUGAGUUAAAGGAGGGUCUAACUGCUGAGGAAACAGAGAAGAAGGAGCCUGAUGAUGCUGAACGAAUGCAGAUGACUGAUGCAAGAUGCUCGAGAUGCAGUGAAAUCAAAGUUGGUCUGAGGGAUAUCAUCCAAGCCGGGCAUGGAGAUCGCUACGAGCUGGAGUGUAUUGCAUGUGGGCACUCAUGGUACGCCUCGAGGGAUGAGGUAUCAACUCUGACUAUUGAAACUGCAAAACCUGCACGAGGCACAGUGAGUGAGGAGGUAGAGAAGAAUUUGACCAGUCCUCGUGAAGGUGAGAAGAGAGCGACAGAAGAGUCCUUGAAGACAACCAAUGGCUCCUGUGUUGACAACAACCCUGAAGCCACCAAGAAACCAGAGUAAAAUAAUAUGUUUAUGGUUUGGGGUAUAAAUUGAAAUUGGUUUCGUUAUAACUAUGAAUAUGAUUAACCGUAUACUGUAGUUAAGUUGGGAAAAGCUUAUGUAUUAUAAUAAAUCUAAAACUUUGGGUUUACAAUCGUCUCUAUGUUUAUCAACCAUACACAAUCCUGUGGAGGGAAGUGUC
Messenger RNA from Raphanus sativus (radish), 1899 nucleotides. RefSeq lists its product as uncharacterized. The record is from RefSeq and is a predicted model, not a curated record. The coding region runs from base 66 to 1718 and encodes 550 amino acids. Gene Ontology annotation, molecular function: chromatin binding. The transcript has 7 exons. Lineage: Eukaryota; Viridiplantae; Streptophyta; Magnoliopsida; Brassicales; Brassicaceae. Gene Ontology annotation, biological process: DNA-templated transcription.